Molecule: messenger RNA, 4370 nt
Organism: Parasteatoda tepidariorum (common house spider)
Lineage: Eukaryota; Metazoa; Arthropoda; Arachnida; Araneae; Theridiidae
Biological process (GO): protein phosphorylation
Molecular function (GO): protein tyrosine kinase activity; ATP binding
Source: RefSeq, a predicted model, not a curated record
UUUGUAUCUUUAUUCAACAUGCAUUUAUCAAUUUUUACUUGGAUAUUAAAAAACUCUCCACAUCAAAAUACAUCACGUUCCUCUAUUGUAUUUAAAGCAAUUUAUGUAAUAAUAAAAUUAAAGUUUAUUCAUAUGCAAUUUACUGUGCAAUAUUAAAAUCUUAUCUGAAAUAUAUUUUUCAUAAUUGCAUCUUAAAUCGGGCAGAUCGGGUUCAUGUAUCAUGGAAAAUGCAGGAAUCCUAAGAUUUCAACUGAAUUCCUAUGAGUAAUGGUAAUGCAUUUCUACAACUUCUUGUUGUUUAGUAUUCAAGUCAAGCCCAAAAAUGCUUCAAAAAGAAAAAUAGGUGGAUGGAGAAAGCUUAGAAAACGGCACUUUAUGGACCAGAACAGGAAUUUGCUGAAAGUUUUGUAAGCCAAAACAUUAAAAAUGGUUAAAACAGGGUAUAAUGCAGUAUCUCGCUUGGCCUCCCUGCUUGGUUUUUGUUGCAAGGAUGUGACCAACAUGACGGAAAGUUCCACAAUUGAAGUCACGGUACUGCCUGUACCUGUUGAAUCUAUGCUAUAUUAUUAUGGCAGUAUAUCCAGGGAGACAGCAGAAUGGAUUCUCUGGGAUCGGGGCUGUCGAGAUGGCAUGUAUCUAUUGAGAGAAAGCAAUUCAGAUUAUGUACUCUCACUCUGUUAUCAAAAAAGUGUUCUUCAUUAUCGAAUCAAGAAACUUAGCAGUGGUGAGGUUGGGCUGUGUGGUGUACCAAGACAAAAAUUUGCAGGUCCCGUAGAAUUAGUUCAAGGUGUUGAGGGCUUGGCCUGUAAACCAACAUUGCCUUGUAAUAAAUCCUUAGACUCUGUUCUACCAUUGACACACUGGGGUGUCACGGAAGAGGUCAUUCGAAAAGCAAUACUCAGAAAAGCCAAGGAAUGGGGAAUCGACGAAGAUAAGCUUGAUACUAGUUUAACAGAGAGCUAUAGUGAUAUAAAACUUCUUAUCACUAAAACCUUGCAUGAAAUACAACCCUGGUUCCACGGUAUUUUGUCGAGAGUCGAGGCCGAACAGGCUAUUGAGGACAGUGGUCAUAAAGAUGGAAAAUUUUUAGUUCGAGAACGUGACGACAGUAGUUAUGCUCUUUGUCUGAGUCACUCUGGUCGUAUCAAACACUAUAAAAUCGAUGUUUUGCCAUCAGGAGAAUUUGCUAUUCAAGAUGGUCAAAGAUUCCCCAGCAUCAUGGCUCUUGUAAGUCACUACACUUUGUUCAGUGAUGGUUUAUGGUGUUCUCUUCAAGAUCCUUGUGUUGUUCCUCCCCGCAGAUCAAGUGAUAAUACCUCUUCACAGUCUAGAACUCGAAGCUCAGACAUCAACACCGAUAGGACUAGUAAUCAUCAUCAAAGUGGUGGAGGAACUCUUGAGCGUAAUAAAUCCUCAUCACUCCGCCAAGGGGCUACAAACAGUGAGGGUGGCUCACCUCCCUCCAAAGCUAGUCGUUUUUUAAACAGCCUGAAUCAACGGAAGCUGUUUUCUAAGAUAUUUUCAUCCGUAGCUCCUCAAUUCUCUUCUCAGACUUUGCCUCAAAAUGCAAAUAAUACAAAUCCAUCCACUUCUAAUAUACGUUCGUGCUUGUAUCCAUCUCUCAGUGAUGACAACCUCGAAAGUGGUGAUCUCUCUCGUUCUGUGCAUGCCCGAAUCUCCCCCGAACUGAUCGGUACCCAUCCCUCGACUCCUCCCACGAGUUCGAGAAAGAGUUCAUUUUCAUCUGUAGUCGGCGACGUUAGUUUUAAGGAAGGUAAAAAGGGAAACAUACAAAAAGCUUCAAGCUUCGAUUUUUUACCCGCGUUUCUUUCUCUAUUCAUUUACGGAGACGGUACUAUGACUUCCGACAGGAAAGUUAAAAAAGGAACUCCCGAAUCCUGCCACAGAAAAACUAAAAUCGAAAGAGAUAAAGUAAAUGAUGCAACUUCCAAUUGCAAUGGUGCAACGGUACACAGUUUAUCCAGAAUAAUAUCGGAAGAGUCUAAGAGAUCACACAAGACAAUGCCGGUCCCCGCGCCUCGGUUAUCUCUGGCCAGGAAACUGAGCAGGAGGACCGGCCCCGUAUACGCUAAUCGAGAAGCGUUGGCCGCGACCGGCCGCUCAAUCAGCUUGGGAGAAAAUGCUUCGAGCAUAGAAGAGAAUGUAACAAACAAAACAGUUCAAAACGGUCUGCCUAUUCCUCAGUCAUUCAUUAGAAGUGCCUCUUCUCCAUCAGUUGUUUCACAUUCCAAAGUAAAGGCUCAGUUACCCGCCGUACCGACGCGCCUCUCGACUUCGGAAGGCUGUGAGCCCAUCAUCUCGUGCAUUACUUCUGUAAUUAAUGAAAGCUGUAGAGCGUCGUCUCUAAAUGGUCAUCUAAACAGUCAUCCAGUGCCAAAGCCCAGGAAGAAAAUCCCUGUUCAAGAAAGUGACACUAGUUGUGAGUCUUGUGCCUCUGUAGAUAGUAGCACCUCACCCACCUUAACGGAAAUUUCAGAAUUUGGACAAGAGUCGUUCAGUGAAGACAUAUUUCCCAGUGAUAUUGUUGCUGAUGAAAUUGAUCUCCUGCAAGAUUCUACACCACUCAUUGAAAUGGAAUCUCUCCAUUCCACCAAUCCUGAUCUCCAAAAUGAAACAAAUGGUGUCUCAUUGCAAGAUACAUUCAUGCAGUGUGAUUUUGAAAGCAGCAGGACACAAACAAAGCUCUCUUCAGGUGGUAAACCACCUUGUGAUGUAAGUGAACUGUCAGUAGUAUCAUGUGACAGCAACAUUUAUGCUACUCUUAGUGGCAGCAGUGAUGUUAUUUGUCUGCUUAGCAAUGAUGUUCCAUCACCGCCGUCUUCCACUCCUGCUAAUGCUACAACUCAUUGUCCCGAGGGUAUUUUAAUUGAUUUAGACAUUAGUGAUAAUGAUCUGAAUACUCUGUCCAAUGAGGAAUCUGAAUUGGCUUAUCUCACAUUGAGACAAUGUCGAAGAGGUCCUUUAAAUCUUGACCAGAAAUCAAUAGAUUUAAAAGAAAAAAUUGGUACUGGCAUUUUUUGUGAUGUUUUCAGGGGAGUCUUUUCCUCUGGUCCUGUGGAAGUGCAAUUUGCAAUAAAAACUCUCAAGUGCAAUAGUGUGCCUAAUCCAAAAAGUGAAAUUUUGAAAGAAGCUCAAACAAUGAUUGCUCUUGACCAUCCACAUAUAGUGAGAUUGAUUGGUGUAUCUGAAAGCAGCUGUUUUAUGUUAGUAAUGGAGCUUGCUCCAUUAGGUCCACUUAGCAAAUACCUGAAAAUCCAUAGAGAAAUCAGCAUUUGUGAAAUUCUUUUAUUGAUGCUUCAAGUUGCAUCUGCUAUGGAGUAUUUAGAGAGCAAACAAUUUGUUCAUCGAGAUUUAGCAGCCAGAAAUGUUCUUUUAGUUAAUGAAAGUUUUGUCAAAAUUAGUGACUUUGGAAUGUCAAGAGCUUUAGGUCUUGGAAAAGAAUACUACAGGGCGGAAACUGCUGGUAAAUGGCCUCUUAAGUGGUAUGCCCCUGAGUGCAUUUAUUACUUCAAAUUCAGUAGUAAAUCUGAUGUGUGGAGUUUUGGAGUCACUUUGUGGGAAGCUGUAUCUUAUGGAGAAAAGCCUUAUCAUGGAAUGAUUGGCAGAGAUAUUUUAAAAAUGUUUGAACGGAAUGAACGCUUAAUGAAGCCAGAAUCCUGCCCUGAAUCAGCUUACAACUUAAUGCGCAGGUGUUGGGAAUACAAAGCUGAAGAUAGACCCACCUUUGCUGAAAUUUAUGAAAUUUUGAAAGAUUGCAUAGGAAACAACGUAUAAAGUGCACUUGCCAGUGUCAUUAAAGUUCUCGCCUGUUUAAACAUGUCCAGUGAUGAGGGAGGAAAUGAACGUGUCUGUUCUUUUUUUUUUUAAAUCCCAAAUUCUCAGGAAGAACUAUUUUUCAUCCGGCUGUUCUAUGUGUCUCAACUCUGAAUCGUUCAUUACAAUUCAUGAAAAACCAUCUCUCAUUUCAUUGUGAUCUGUGUGACUUGUAGUCCUAAUAUUAUUUUUGUGGUAUGUACAGAAUUUUGCAUUCCAUGUGUGUGAACGCAGUUUGUAAUAAAAAAAAUGCCAUUUGUUAAGUAAAACAUGAAUAAAAUUAAUAAAAAAAAAAAUUGUUGUAAAUAGAGGAAGGCAGAAGUGAAGUGUUUUGGGGAAACUGUUCUUCAGUUGUGCUUCUGAGAAGAGAGUGCUGAGCAGAAUUAAUUGAAGCUCUAGUCAUUAGUUUUCAUGCCAUUUUUUACCUUCUGUGUUUGUUGUACAAGAAAGGAUGUGUUUAUUAAGAAAUUAUUUUCAAUUAUUUCAGUAUACAUAAGUGUUUUUUUAUUGGACUAAUAAAAAAAAGUGUUGAAAAA